AUGGCACAUUUUUCUUCAGAAAUUCAAGAUGUGCCUCCUAAAGAUGAAUCAACUGGUUCAGAAACCUCCAUUAGAUCUCCUUUGUGUGAUUACACACUUAAUGAGGACUCAGUUUUGAGAUCUAUGAUUGAAGAAACAGCUUUUCAGGCUUUGUGUGAGGAAGCUGUGAUAAAAAUGCCAUGUUACACAUUUUCUGUCUCUGAAACAGAUGAAUUCAACGAUUUUAUUUCACUCAAUUUUCCUCAAAAACUUUGGAAGAUAGUUGAAAGUGAUCAGUUUAAAUCUAUUUGGUGGGAUGAGAGUGGCACUUCUAUCAUGAUCAGUGAAGAAGUCUUCAAGAAAGAAGGCUUAGAAAGAAAGGCCCCUUUCAGAAUAUUUGAAGCUGAUAGUAUGAAAAGUUUAGUUCGACAGCUUAACCUUUAUGGGUUUAAAAAGCAACAAACUUUUCAAAGAUCUGCUUCACUAGCUGACUUUCUGGAAGAAGAAAACAAUGUCUCUGUUUUGAGCAAGUUCAAUAGAAAUCUGAAAAAUAUCAAAUUUUUCCUCCAAAUUGAGGAUGAAGAAUUGGAAAAUGAGUGUUUCAGCAGUGAUGUGAAAGCAUAG
Rangifer tarandus platyrhynchus (Svalbard reindeer) is the source of this 603-nucleotide messenger RNA. Lineage: Eukaryota; Metazoa; Chordata; Mammalia; Artiodactyla; Cervidae. The record is from the annotation of a GenBank genome assembly.